Molecule: messenger RNA, 705 nt
Organism: Clunio marinus
Lineage: Eukaryota; Metazoa; Arthropoda; Insecta; Diptera; Chironomidae
Source: the annotation of a GenBank genome assembly
AUGGAAACUCCUUCUUACUCUCAUUUAACUUCAGAAGAUUAUAAUCACGUUUAUGAACCAUCAGAAGAUUCAUUUUUGUUAUUAGAUGCUUUGGAAGAUGAGUUAUUAUUCUUGCGAAAUAAAAAGCCUUUGAUAUGUUUGGAAAUUGGGCCUGGAUCUGGAAUCAUUGUAAGCGCAUUGGCAAAAUAUUUAGAUUACCAGUCUCAUGGGUUCUUUGCUGUAGAUAUAAACAAAUACGCAUGUGAUGCAACAUUAAGAACAUCCAAAGCUAAUUCUGUUAAUGUACAAAUCAUUAAUAUGGACCUUUUAUCAUCUUUCAAGCCAAAUUCAAUUGAUUUACUUGUUUGCAAUCCUCCUUAUGUUCCAACAUUUACAAACAACUUAGAUUCUGUGUGCGACAUUCCUGAGCAAACGAAGCUUUAUGAUGAAGAAGCUGAAAGUGUUUACAAUUCAAGCAAAUCUGAUAAAAUGUUGAUAAAGUCCUGGGCAGGUGGCUUAGACGGAUGUGAAAUCAUUAAUCGCAUAAUAUCAAAUUUGGAUUACAUUUUAGCUCCAAAUGGAAUUUUUUAUUUGCUUAUUAUUAAAGAAAAUAAUCCUGAAAGGAUAAUGAAAACCCUCAAAACAAUGGGAUAUGAAAGUCAUCAAAUUAAAGAUAGGAAAAUUCGUGGAGAACAUUUAAUUGUGUUAAAGAUAACUAAAACUUAA